AUGUUGGCUAGAAUUUUCAUUCUCUUAUUUUUGACAGGCUUAUUGAAUACAGUGUCCAGUGAGGAUUCUCUGGAAUACGAAAAUGAAGUAAACAAAGUUGGAUGUAACGUCUUUUGUCAAGUAUGUGUCACAAAUGUACGCAGUGUUCGAUGGGCUCUAUUACACGACUAUGCACGAGGAGUAAUGGCCAAACUGUUGAGUUUCACAUGCAGUUUCAUACCUUAUCAUAAACCACGUGCAAAGUGUAAAGCCUUCUUCAAUGGUCCAUUCCAAGAGAAACUGCAUGAUUUCGCUGUGAAUAUGAGUGUUUAUGAGCCAUGCAGAUACAUCGGAGUAUGUCUUACUCAACAAUAUGAAACGAUGAAUGAAGAUGAUUCAUCUUUUGACAGUGCCAUGUUGCAGAUAUUCAAUACACUCAAAGAACACUUGAAAUUCACAUUUACACAAGAUUACAUUCAAGAGACAAUCGAAGAAAUUUGCUCUUCUGAUAAACAAUGCUUCAAAACAUUUGAAAAGUAUGCGACUACUUUAAUGAACGUUUUUCACUAAGUAAGUUGACAUAAGUAAAUUAUUUAAAUGUUGAUGAGUCUGUAAUUAUUUCCUUCUUUUCAAACCAGUAAUCACCGUGCGUGCCGAAAAUUUAUUAGAUUCAUUUCAUAAUCGCCAAAGAAAUUAUAAAAGUUUUAUAAUGUAAGAAGCAUCUUCAUCAGGUUUAGACAUCCAAUGGGAAACUUUUAAAACGAGAGCGAUCUAGCUAAAUAUUGUACUGUAGUUUGAAUUUACAUUGCCAAGCCAUCUAGAGAGAAGGUGGGGCGAGUUCUCACUGUUCUGUAGUCCUCAGAGACUCUAGUAUUAUUGCUAAAUGAUAUUUCCAAUAAACUUCUUGAAAGGGUCGUGAAAUUCCUCUUUUGGAUUAUUGCCAAAGAUGUUCAUCUAAUUACUCUCUUAAUGAUUUCUCACCAAAGUAUCCAGAGUGUGCAGCGACAGGUUCAUUAUUCAGGCAAACAGAAUUAUGCAUGACACCGUUAUCCAGAUAUAUCUGAAUAGCUUAACCAUGAGGAUCGAACUCCUGUUCCUCAAAAAAAAAUGGGUGAAAGUUUUUCUAAUAAAAAAAUAGACUACUGUUUGACCGACUUCAUAAUAUAUCUUUCGUAAUUGGUACUAGGUGACUAGAUGCCGUCGGCAGAGUGCCCUCCACCUAGGUUCCGUCUGUCCUGUCACUUGUCAUCAAGGCAUAACUGAAACCAUUGAAGGAUUUCGAUGUCCUUUCAGAGAUUUGAACCUGCAUCACUCAACCGUGCCACCGACAGAAUGCAGUCAGCAAAGGACCUGAAGCGUGACCUGGGUGGCGAGGUUGAAGUAUCAUAGCUAAAGUCAAAGUCUCUCAAAAGUUGAUCUUCAAGGACCAAUCCAACAUAGGCAGUGCUAUGAAAUGUUAUUCCAAAUCAAACCACGCCUGCCUUUUUUCACUUGGAAAGGAUAGAUACAGUAUUCAACUAAUGCACUAGGCACUUUUUCUGCAAACCUAUACUGUUAGGUAGGGUUAUAACUUCAGGGUCCGAGGUUAAGGUUAUGAUUAGGGUUAAAAUUAGGAUCAGAAGAAAGGACAUACAGUCACCUGGAUGAAUGGGUAUAUUGCGCAAGGUACGAUUUCUCUGUAGUGUAAAUCAUGUUAGCAAUAUUUUUAGUGUAUUUUUCAACGAUUAUGCAACCUUUUUGCAUCUGAGUCCUGAUUGGUUGUUCAAGGUCACUGUGGUUUUGUUUCAGAUAGUUUAAUUUUUGUCCAACUUUGAUUUUCUCGUUCGUGAUUGAUUGGACUGAAAUGUUCGGCCUCAGUUGACAUAUUGGAUCCCACUACAGAAGAUUUGACUAUACCUGGUGAUUAACAGUGAAGUAAUUUAGUGAAUGGUGACAAGCAGUGGGAUCCAGGAUUCUCAUUUCGUCCUAUUUAGGCCUCAUCUACGCUUUGAUGUUUGAAACGAUGGACACUACUGGGUUCGAGUCUCAAUCUGACCAUCACUCAGUGGAGAAUGCAGUUAGACCCAGAUGACGACUCCCAAACAGGAAGAAAUACGCAUUCUGAAUUACACUGACAGUCACCAUUCAUCAAAUCGCUUAACUAUUGUUUAAAUAGCUUAAGGCAACCAAUUAACAUAGGAAACUGUGUUGUUAUAAGCGGGUAUUUUCAGCGCAAUUCAGUCUCUUCAUUUAAAUGUUCAGGGCGAACGUAUGCUUCAGGAUACAUUUUAACACACUGUAUACUAACUAACUUUUUGUAAUGUUUUGUUUCAAUAAUUCAUUUUACUUCCCCAUUUUAGAUUUCAAAUAAGUACGCUACAGUG
Messenger RNA from Trichobilharzia regenti, 2342 nucleotides. The record is from the annotation of a GenBank genome assembly. NCBI's taxonomy places the organism in Eukaryota, Metazoa, Platyhelminthes, Trematoda, Strigeidida, Schistosomatidae.